AUGAAAGAAGCUGGAAGAACAAGUCUGCUAUCAAAGAGAUGGAGAUACACAUGGACUUACAUUGCUGGUUUGAACUUUGAUUCCUUACAUAUAAUGUUUGGAAUUGAACUUAGAGAAAAGAAAAUUGAAGUAGAAAGGCCAUUGUAUUUGAGUUGGGUUAAUCAAGUCUUGAAAUCACACAACGCGCCAACUAUAGAUGAAUUCAGAGUUCAAUUUGAUCUUGAUGAAACUUGUAGAUUUGAUAUUGACAAUUGGGUUAACUUUGCAAUGGAAAAGAGAGUUAGAAGGCUUGAGUUAGACUUGUCCGAAGGUGUCGCAGGGAGUAGAGAGGAAGAGGAUAAUUACAAUUUUCCUAACCCAUAUGGUAUUACAAAUUACCUACAUUCGUUGUCUCUUGGGUUUACUAGCUGCAACUUCUUGACCAAUCUCCUGCUGACAGACGUCAAUGUAAAUGGACAAGUUCUCGAGUACUUCUUAACUAACUGUCCAUUAUUGGAACAAUUGUUUGUGAAAAGUUCCUAUAGUCUUGUAAAUCUGAAAGUUCCUGAUCUAUCACUCAAAUUGAAGCAUUUGGAGAUAAUUAACUGCUUCAAUGUGGAAAGUAUUGAGAUUUUUGCUAUAAAUCUCAUGUCAUUUAGGUACUACGGGCCAAAAAUAAGCUUGCCAUUUAAGAAUGUCCAGCAACCUAUUGAUUUGUUUAUUGGGGGUCAAUAUUGUGAUUAUCUAAUAUACAAGUUUUUGGAGAUUUCAACCUAUCUUUCUCAGCUAGAAAGCCUUACAUUGCAGAUGCCAAGCUUUAUGGAGCUUGGUCUUGAAGAUGCUAAAUUUCCUGUAUUAAAUAAACUCAAGCGAUUGGAGUUGAAAAUUCGCUCAAUUGAUGGUAUACGCCUUCUUGCUUUUGCUCCCCUGAUAGAGGCAUGUCCUUUCUUGUCUAUAUUUGUGUUCCAGGUAAUUACUUCUACUUCACAACCUGCAUUUCUAAUCUAUGAGGUUUAUUGCUUUCGUGAUUGAAUUUUCAAAUGGAAAUUUUGAUUCAUUUGGACUUCAACUUAAAAGCUUUCAAUUUCUCAAUUAAUUGCUUCUUUAUAGCUAUUACAAAAUUAAAACCAGUAAUAGGAAAAAUGCUCUUACAAGUGUUUAGCUUAGCUUGCUCUAUUCUCUUGUUCAAGU
Messenger RNA from Cornus florida, 1170 nucleotides. RefSeq names its product F-box/LRR-repeat protein At3g03360-like. The coding region runs from base 1 to 1011 and encodes 336 amino acids. The transcript has 2 exons. Lineage: Eukaryota; Viridiplantae; Streptophyta; Magnoliopsida; Cornales; Cornaceae. The record is from RefSeq and is a predicted model, not a curated record.